Messenger RNA from Brenthis ino (lesser marbled fritillary), 672 nucleotides. Lineage: Eukaryota; Metazoa; Arthropoda; Insecta; Lepidoptera; Nymphalidae. The record is from the annotation of a GenBank genome assembly.
AUGGUUUUCGUUUUGAUUGUUAUAGAUGGUUUACAAAUAUACAAGAAAAAAAGUCAAGCCCAAUGGAACGAGGAUAUUAUGAUGCUUGCAAUAGCCGAUUGCAACGCUGGUAUUCCUGUGAAAACAACGGCAAGAAAAUAUGGCCUACCUUAUGCUACUCUGUAUAGGCAUUGGAAAAAAGGUAGUUCGAAUGCUCAACUUGGGCGUUUUCGUAAAGUAUUUAAUGACCAACAGGAAGUUCUGGAGUAUGCGAGCCAAAACAAUGUCGUCAUCUUGUCUCUGCCUCCUCACACCUCUAACAAAUUGCAACCAUUAGACGUUGCCGUUUAUGGUGCAUUAAAAAUAUACUUUGAACAGGAAAUAAAUCGAUUCCAGAAGACUCAUCCAGGGAGAAUAGUCAAUCAAUAUGAUGUGGCCAGAUUAUUUGCUCCUGCAUACCUGAAAUGUGCUACUCCUAACAACGCCAUCAAAGGAUUUCAAUCCACAGGAAUUUGGCCAAUCAAUAUGGAUGUGUGGGAAGAAAAAGAUUUUGCACCAUGCUCAACAACGUUGACUGAGCGUAAUGGCGCAAAUUCAGAAGCAACUCUACAAGAGACCACCAAUCGAGAUGUUGGGACACUUUUGACGAUGAUGUCCGACCUUCGACGUCAGGACUCCAAAGUUCAUCUGGAC